Molecule: messenger RNA, 1550 nt
Organism: Nothobranchius furzeri (turquoise killifish)
Lineage: Eukaryota; Metazoa; Chordata; Actinopteri; Cyprinodontiformes; Nothobranchiidae
Product: transmembrane emp24 domain-containing protein 1
Biological process (GO): Golgi organization; endoplasmic reticulum to Golgi vesicle-mediated transport; intracellular protein transport
Cellular component (GO): COPII-coated ER to Golgi transport vesicle; Golgi apparatus; endoplasmic reticulum-Golgi intermediate compartment
Source: RefSeq, a predicted model, not a curated record
CACAGCCUGGUGAGUUUAUGGCUCCCUCGUGUCAUGAGAGUGUGAAGUCCAGAGCACUUUGAUCCACAGAUACAGGCUCCACUCCUCCAGCUUUGACGUGGAGAUACUCAAGACUCACAGGCUGCUCCUCCACCAUCAGAGUAUGAGGCGCAGCAGCUGCAGAUUCCUUCAAUUUUUACUUUUUUGACUCACUGGGGGAUUUUACCCAGGGUUUUUGAAAGAGGAGCAACUUCAAAUGGACAAAUCAUUAUGACCACAUCUGCACAGCUGUGUGUGAUGGCAUGUUUUAUUGUGACUGUAGGCUUGACUUUGGGUUUUAGGCCAAAACAGCACAUGGAGUUCACGUUUAUAUUACCUGCUGCCAGCACUGAGUGUUUUUACCAAACGACCAGCAGAAACAGCAGCAUGGAAAUUGAGUAUCAGGUGAUAGCAGGAUCAGGUCUACAUGUCGGCUUUGCCCUGAUCUCACCUACUGGACACCGGGUGAUCUCUGAAUUUAGGAACUCAGACGGUAUUCACACGGUGGAUGCUGCAGAGGACGGAGACUACAGAUUGUGCUUUGACAACAGCUUCAGUAAACUAUCGGAGAAGAUGGUGUUUUUUGAGGUCAUUAUAAACAGCCGGAGCCACGUGGGAGGAGACGGAGACGAGUGGGUCAACACCGUUGUUUCAGAUAGUGUGGUGGAGUACAAACUGGAAGAAAUCAGGACCAGAAUGGACACGGUGUACUGGCACCUGGAGAAGAGUCAUCAAGUCCAAACUGUCCUGCGGGCCUUUGAGGCUAGGGACCGCUACCUGCUGGAGGACAACCUGUGGAGUGUGUCCUUUUGGUCCUGCAUUAACCUGAUGGUCAUGCUCACAGUAGCAGUCACUCAAAUUUACACCCUGAGACGCCUGUUUGACCACACCAAGCGGGUCUGCACGUAGCAGAAUGAGCUGAACCUUAAGGGCUGCAACCACAGAUUAGAUUCAGUCUGCUCAGAAAUAAAACAUCUCCACGCGUUGCACAAGAGAGAAGAUGCUCAAAGUCUUGUAUGUUUCAUUUUAGCAUCACACCAUGGCAUACAUUUUGUACACUCAAACACAGACCAGUCUUCUAAAUGCACACAAAUUCAACCGUAGAAUAGCUGAAGCACAUUUUGAUUUUUAUUUAGAAAACCACACCUCUUCUUACUCGAGUUGUUUUUAUUAGGCUCCUAGUACAGAAGUCUAGGCUAGAGUAGAUCAAACAGCGGCCAAACUAAACCACCAAACCCUCACCUGAACAAGUAGGUAGAAACGGGCGUGAAUCUAAAUCCCAUCAUAAUUAAGAUACAGAAUACAUUCAAACAGUUAUAAAAACAAUGUCCCUGAUCAAGUUUAAGGUUGUUUUAAAGCGACAAGUUCUUGGCUCUGAAGCAUCGAGGUCAUUAGGUCAGAUGUCUCCUUCCUGGUGCCCGUCGUCUCCCACUUUGAUCCACUGGGUUUUCUUCUAAGUGAAACCUUCUCCAAGCACCACACUCCAUCGCUUUUGUCUCUUCACCAUCCCAAAUAAAAGCUAAAAAGACUUA